Molecule: messenger RNA, 1678 nt
Organism: Drosophila hydei
Lineage: Eukaryota; Metazoa; Arthropoda; Insecta; Diptera; Drosophilidae
Product: bleomycin hydrolase
Exons: 2
Coding region: 41-1495 (484 amino acids)
Biological process (GO): proteolysis; response to toxic substance; L-homocysteine catabolic process
Cellular component (GO): cytoplasm
Molecular function (GO): cysteine-type aminopeptidase activity
Source: RefSeq, a predicted model, not a curated record
AUUUUUUUUAUAUAUCAAAAAAUAGUCUCAAAUUCAUGAAAUGAGCAUUUCACCAAAUGCUGCUGGUUUUGUAUUAAAUAGCUCUCAGCUGUCGACAUGGCGCUCCGAGUUCUUUAACCUGCCAUUGAAUCGCCUGGCGCUAAAUGUGUGCACCCUUGGUGAUCCCAUCAUUGCCAGUCAGCGAGCGAAUCUGCAGGGAUUGGCGGUGGCUGGCAAGGAGCACUAUGCGGUGACCAAGCUGAAGAAAUCCACUGUCGGCGGUCCAAUUUGGAUCUGUACUGGGCUCGACCUGCUGCGUCAAAGCUUGCGUAAGGAUUACGAACUCUCAGCCCCGUAUUUAUUUUAUUGGCACAAGCUCGAACGCUGUAAUUAUUUCCUCAAUACUGUGAUCAAGUGUCUGGCGCGGCACGAGCCAGUUGAUGGACGCACCUUUAGGUACCUGAUGAAGCACACCGUGCCCGAUGGCGGCAACUGGCAGAUGUUUGUUAAUCUAGUCAAGAAAUACGGCGUAAUGCCCAAGGAUUCCUAUCUGGCCAGCUGGUCCUCAACUCGCACAUUACAUCUUAAUCGGAUGCUCAGGAGUAAACUGCACGAGUUUAGCAGCCAGCUGCAUGCGCAAUUCAUCUUAACUGGGAAUCCCCAUAAGCUGGCCCUAAUGGUUGAACCCAUGGUUGAAGAGCUUUACAAAAUAAUCAGCAUUUGCUUGGGCACGCCGCCCACGAGCUUCACCUUUCACUUGAAGGACGAGAACCAGGAUGUGCAAUUGACGCCACUCAGUUUCUACGAGCGCAUGAUAGCGCCCUACUUUGCGCUCGAUGCCCAGGUGAGUCUCGGCCAUGAUCCCCGGCCGAGUUCCAGCUAUGAGCGCAACUAUUGCGUUGCCCACAGCUCCAAUAUGAUGAGCGGACUCGAGCAAAGCUACAAUAAUCAGCCGAUGGAUGUGCUGCUUGAGGUGAUGACAAACUCUCUGGCCGCUGGCUCGCCUGUGUGGCUGGCCUGCGAUGUCCAGCUAAUAUGCAAGAACAAGGUGGGUGUGCUCAGCCUGAAAGCGCACAACUUUGAGCAGGUCUUUGGCAUGCCAGUGGGCACAGAUCUAGACAAGGCCGACCGAAUGCUUUAUAAGGCCACGCGUCGCAAUACAGCGCUAUUGGUGACCGAGGUCUCGCUGGAUGCACUGCGCCAGCCGCUGCAAUUUGGCACAAUGCGCAGGACAUCAGAAAACGAUGCCACCAAGAAGACGGAAUCCAGAGACAGUAUAACGGAAUAUGUCGAUACCGUUAACGCAGCCAAAGGAGAUGCAGCCAAAGCUGAUGCAGCCAAGCGCAAAAUGGCCAUCGGCAAAGCUACCGUCCUGCACGUCGACUGGCUGCGGGAGUAUGCCUUUGAGAUAGUCGUCGACGCACGCUUUGUGCCGCCAGCCGUGAUGAACGCGCUCCGUACCCAACCCAGCGAGGAACUGCCCAUUUGGGACCCCAUGGGCGCGCUGCUCAGUUGAUGAAUGAUGAGUCCCCAGAUAGAACCUGUUCAGGGCUGGCUAUCUACUAGUUCAACAGCUCAUCAAUUUAAAGUGACAACAUGUCAUUUGACGAACUCUUUCGAUUUUAGCUCAAACAUAAAUUAUGGCUUGAAAUGAAAUUUAGCAGGAAACUAUAUUUAAUACUCGAAGAUUAACAAUAAA